This is a messenger RNA of Dufourea novaeangliae, 755 nucleotides long. RefSeq lists its product as uncharacterized. Bases 7 to 474 code for a protein of 155 amino acids. Gene Ontology annotation, molecular function: odorant binding. The record is from RefSeq and is a predicted model, not a curated record. NCBI's taxonomy places the organism in Eukaryota, Metazoa, Arthropoda, Insecta, Hymenoptera, Halictidae. The transcript has 2 exons.
UCCAAAAUGUCGGGCGCAAGCGUGCUUCUAUUAAUAGCAUUCUUGCUGGUCCCAUGUUUGACGCUGAACGUUCUGCGUAGAUACGAGUCGGAGUGCAGACUGCAAGUGGGGCCAGGUCCUUGUCAAAGGGCCUGCGAGCUGGAAAAGAUCGGGCUCACGAAGGACGGGAAAUUCAACGUGACUCGAGCCAUGGGAAUGGUGGACCAAGGGGGACUGGAAUUAUAUCCGGACAACAAGAGAAAUUUACUGAAGGCAGCGCUCCACGUCUGCCACAGGGAGAUCAUGCCCGAGCAAAGUUUGGACAAUUGCUCCGCCGCCUCCGCGGUGUACUAUUGCGUCCGAGGACUCCUUCGGCCGGAGAAGUUGUAUCAAAAAGAGAUUCCAUAUAGAAGUUAUGGCUGGAAAUUGCUACCUUGUAGAUGUGGAAAGUUUCGAGGAUAUUCUGGCCUAAAUGAUAUCAGCUACCAGCAGUAAAGGACCGCAAGGAAUUUCGGAAAUUAACGGAUUCUUUUGGGUUGUUUGUUAAAUACAGCACAUUUCUAACCUGGCACAGUGAAAUAAAUGUUUAAGAUGCUUGAGAAUUCGGUCUUGUUGAGUCGAUACCGGUUGAUUAGAAGGAUGUUAACCUUCCAUUCGUACUAAUGCCGGUUAAUACUGCCGCGAAUCGAUUGGAAUUGGAAAUAGCUGAAUUGUAUCCAGCCUGACCCUCGGUGGGUUCCGUAACGGGCAUUUGUAUAAAUUCGGUAUUAAAAUGA